CAUGUGAUGGGGGGCAGGGCUUGGGGAGGAGAGGCAGGCAGGGUCUGAGGGCCUGGAAGAAAAGGAAGAUCCUGGGGUCUCAGCAGGAUAGGGUGGGGUGGGGCUCUGGGACUGUGAGGACCCACCCAGAGUGGGCUGGCUGGAAACAGGAGCUGGUUGAGCUGAGAUGGAGCUGCUUUCUUUCUUUGGAUCUAUGACUUCACUGCCUACUUCCCUUGGAGUUGAGGUCCCUGUGCCCACCGGAAGUCAGCUCUGUGCCUGCGGCUCCAGGACUCCACCCUCUGUACAUCCCUGUGGGCCAGGAUCCUGCCAAGAAAGGGAAGACCUCACCUUGCCUGGAAUCCUUCAGCAUCCCCAGCUCAACCUGCAGAAGACCAAGGCCUGGCCCAAGCAGGGAGCCUGGAACCAGAGGGAAUGGCCCCUGGGAGCUGCAGACCCCCAGCCCAGGAGUUGGUGACAUUCCAGGAUGUGGCUGUGGACUUCACCCCAGAGGAGUGGGGCCUCUUGGACCCUUCUCAGAAAGAGCUGUACAAGGAGGUCAUGGUGGAGAAUGCCCAGAACCUGCUGUCCCUGGAGAGCAAAGGUACCAGUGUCUCUCCAUCCUCCUCCCUUCCUUAUCCCAUGCCCAGGACUUUCAGCUCCCAGAGAAGGAUUCAUCUCCCAUUUUGGACAAGGGGAUACGCCAUGGAUGCUGGAGCAAGAAGUCCCCAGAACCUCUUGUCCAGAUGGAGAGACAAGGCUUGAAAUGAGGAAGGCUACUGCCAAGUUGAACAUUUCUUCAGAAGAAUCACGACAGCAAAGAUUCAUGAAAAAUGGUGUCUGGGGCUCUGAUAUCAUGAUGGAGAAAAAACAAAAGAGUCACUGUGCAUUUGAUCAAGAUGGAAAGAGUUUUAGACAAUGUUCAGCCCUAAUUCAGUGUAAGAAAAUGACCUCAGGGAACUGCUGUUCACGGGAUCAUAAAUAUAGGGAGUGCUUUACUGAACCAGUAGAGGUGGUUGAGUCUCAUGAGAAGCUUCCUAAAGUGCAAACUUAUGGAUGUGAGAAGACCUUCAGCUUGAAUUCAGAACUAAUUAGAUCUCAGAAAAGUCAUGCUGGAGAAAUGCUUGGUAUCUGUAAUGAGGGUGAGAAGGCCUUGAGUCAUAAUUCAAAGCUCACUGACCACCAGAAAAUUCUAAAUGGAAAGCAACGUUAUGGAUGUAGUAAAUGUGGUAACGCCUUUAAGCAACACUCAUCCCUUGUUUGCCUUCAGAGAAUUCACACUAGAGAGAAUUCUUGUGAGUGUCAUGAAUGUGGUAAAACUUUCAGUGAAAACUCAACCCUUGAUUUACAUCAGAGAAGAUGUACUGGAAAAAAACUUUAUGAAUGUAGCCAUUGCAGAAAAACUUUCACACAAAAGUCCAGUCUUGCUGCACAUCAGAGAAUCCACAGUGGAGAGAAACCUUAUGAAUGCAAUCAGUGUGGAAAGAGCUUCAGACAGAGGUCAAUUCUUGCUAAUCAUCAGAAAAUCCACACUGGAGAGAAACCUUAUGAAUGUGUUAAAUGUGGAAAGGCUUUCAGACACAGAUGCAAUCUAGCUGCACAUCAGACAGUCCACACUGGAGAGAAACCUUACGAAUGUAAUCAGUGUGGAAAGAGGUUCAGACGGAGGUCAACUCUUGCUAAUCAUCAGAAAAUCCACACUGGAGAGAAACCUUAUGAAUGUGAUCAAUGUGGAAAGGCUUUAAGAUACAAAUGCAAUCUUGCUCAACAUCAGAUAAUCCACACUGGAGAGAAACCUUAUGAAUGUAAUCAGUGUGGAAAGAGGUUCACAGAGAGAUCAAGAAUUGCUGAGCAUCAGAAAAUCAACAAUGGAGAGAAACCUUGUGAAUGUGAUAAGUGUGGAAAGGCUUUCAGACACAGAUGCGAUCUAGCUGAACAUCAGACAAUCCACACUGGAGAGAAACCUUAUGAAUGUAAUCAGUGUGGAAAGAGGUUCAGACGGAGGUCAACUCUUGCUAAUCAUCAGAAAAUGCACAGUGGAGAGAAACCUUAUGAAUGUGAUCAAUGUGGAAAGGCUUUCAGAUACAGGUGCAAUCUUGCUCGACAUCGGAUAAUCCACACCGGAGAGAAACCUUAUGAAUGUAAUCAGUGUGGAAGGAGCUUCACACUGAGGUCAAGUCUUGUUGAGCAUCAGAAAAUCCACACUGGAGAGAAACCUUAUGAAUGUGAUAAAUGUGGAAAGGCUUUCAGACGCAGAUGCUAUCUAGCUGCACAUCAGAAAAUCCACACUGGAGAGAAACCUUAUAAAUGUAAUCAGUGUGGAAAGAGCUUCACAGAGAGGUCAAGAAUUGCUGAGCAUCAGAAAAUCCACACUGGAGAGAAACCUUAUGAAUGUGAUAAAUGUGGAAAGCCUUUCAGAUACAGAAGCAGUCUGGCUGCACAUCAGAGAAUCCACACAGGAGAGAAACCUUAUGAAUGUAAUCAAUGUGGAAAGAGCUUCACAUACAGGUCAAGUUUUGCUAAUCAUCAGAAAAUACACACUAGUGACAAAUCUUAUGAAUGUAAUCAGUGUGGAAAAGCUUUCAGAAUCAGCUCCAAUCUUGCUCGACAUCGGAAAAUCCACACUGGAAAGAAACCUUAUGAAUGUAAUCAGUGUGGAAAAGCUUUCAGAAUCAGCUCCUAUCUUGCUAAUCAUCAGAAAAUCCACACUGAAGAGAAACUAUGAAUGUAAUCCAUGUGGAAAGAUUUUAACAAAUACCUACAAUUUUUCUGUAUACCAGGAAGUUCACACUGGAGAAAAACUUUAUAAAUGUAAUCAUUGUGGAAAGGCUUUUACACAGAGCUGGAGCCUUACGAAACAUCAGAGAGUCCACACUGGAGAGAAACAUUAUGAAGGCAAUCAGUAUGGUAAAGCCUUCUAACAACAGUCAUUCCUUAUUUCCCAUCAGGAAUUCAUAAUAGAUGGAAAUAUCAUCUCUGUCCUGAAUGAGGAAAGGCAUUUAAAUGGAGUACAGAGCUCAUUAGACAUCAGAAAAUUCAUUCUUGGGACAAGUUCUAUAUUGACUCAAAGUGGGAAAACCUUCACAGAUCAUCUCUCUAUAUCAGAUGAUUCAUAGUGGAGAAAAGCUAUGACUGUGUUCAGUGGGGAUAUGCACAUUGCAUGUAUUAUAUUUAAUAGUAAAUGUUAUAAACUUAACAGAAUGAGCUCAUCUUAUUUUAUGGUUGUGAAUUUUAAAAUAAAAUAUCAGGUAUCAAUAGUU
This is a messenger RNA of Trichosurus vulpecula (common brushtail), 3239 nucleotides long. RefSeq names its product zinc finger protein 665-like. NCBI's taxonomy places the organism in Eukaryota, Metazoa, Chordata, Mammalia, Diprotodontia, Phalangeridae. The record is from RefSeq and is a predicted model, not a curated record. The coding region runs from base 467 to 2704 and encodes 745 amino acids. The transcript has 5 exons.